Molecule: messenger RNA, 2847 nt
Organism: Musa acuminata AAA Group (dessert banana)
Lineage: Eukaryota; Viridiplantae; Streptophyta; Magnoliopsida; Zingiberales; Musaceae
Product: hexokinase-2-like
Exons: 9
Coding region: 1-2847 (948 amino acids)
Biological process (GO): glucose 6-phosphate metabolic process; carbohydrate phosphorylation; glucose metabolic process
Cellular component (GO): mitochondrion; cytosol
Molecular function (GO): D-glucose binding; ATP binding; glucokinase activity
Source: RefSeq, a predicted model, not a curated record
AUGAGGACAGCGGCGGCAGCGACAGCGGUGGUGUGCGCACUGGCCGCGGCGGCGGCGGAGGUCGUGAGGCGGAGGACGCGCCGGUGGCCGCGGGCGGAGGAGAUCGUGAGGCAGCUCGAGGAGGCGUGCGCGACGCCGACCGAGAGGUUGAAGCAGGUGGCUCAGGCGAUGGCGGCUGAGAUGCACGCUGGCCUCCUCGCGGCAGACGCCGGCGGGAGCAAGCUCAGGAUGCUACCCAGCUUCGUCGACAAGCUCCCGACGGGGGAUGAAGAAGGACUGUUUUAUGGAUUGGACCUCGGAGGAACAAACUUCCGCGUUCUUCGAGUACAGCUAGGUGGGAAGGAAAGAGGUAUCAUCGAACAAGAAAGCAAAGAGGUUCCCAUUCCCCCGCACUUGAUGUUUGGAAGCUCUGAUGAGUUAUUCGAUUUCAUCGCGAUAGAAUUAGCAGACUUUGCUGCCAAAGAUUGUCUCAUAGAAGGUGACAGACAGAGAGAGAUUGGCUUCACAUUCUCUUUCCCAAUGAGGCAGUCUUCAGUUUCAGCUGGAGUUCUUGUCAAGUGGACUAAGGGUUUCUCUAUCGAUGAGACUGUUGGAAAAGAUAUAUCUGUUGAGCUGACUAAAGCCAUGGAGAGGCAACAUCUUGACAUGCGCAUCGCAGCGCUGGUAAACGAUGCAGUCGGCACAUUGGCAGGUUCCAGAUACUAUGAUAACGAUGUUGUUCUUGCUGUCAUUCUUGGAACUGGAACAAAUGCAGCCUAUGUAGAAAGUUCAAGUGCAAUCCCCAGAUACCAUGGCCUUCAACCUCAAUCAGGGGAGAUGGUUAUAAACAUGGAAUGGGGCAACUUCCAGUCAUGUCAUCUUCCCAUAACAGAGUAUGACCGAGAAUUAGACUGGGAGAGCAUCAACCCUGGUGAACAGAUCUUUGAGAAGUUGAUCUCAGGGAUGUAUCUGGGAGAACUUGUGAGACGAGUCCUGUUGAGAUUAGCAGAAGAAGCUGCUCUGUUCGGUGAUACUGUUCCCUCUAAACUCGAAGAACGUUUCAUACUAACGACUCCGGUGGUGUCUGCCAUGAAUCACGAUACGACAUCCAAUCUCGGCGUCGUCGGGAGCAAGUUGAAGGAGAUAUUUGGGGUGGAUGGCACCUCCAUGGACACAAGAAGAAUGGUUGUAAGGAUCUGCGACGCGAUCGCGGAGCGCGCGGCUCGACUUGCUGCCGCAGGGAUAGCAGGUGUUCUCUUGAAGCAGAGGAGGGUUGGCAGUGAUGAUGGGAAGAAGAAGGCUGUAGUAGCUGUGGAUGGGGGGCUCUUCGAGCACUACAGCAAGUUUCGGAGAUGCGUGGAGAGCACAUUGCGGGAGCUGCUUGGAGAAGAUGACUCCGAGUCUGCUGUGAUCAAGCUGGCCAAUGAUGGUUCGAGCAUUGGAGCUGCUCUUGUUGCAGCCUCCCACUCUCAGUACAAUGCAACGAGAUGCGUGGAGAGCACAUUGGACGAGAUGCUGGGAGAAGAUGACUCCAAGUCUGCCGUGACCAAGCUCGCCACUGAUGGUUCGAGCAUUGGCGCUGCUCUUGUUGCAACCUCGCACUCUCAGUCCGAUGCGAUGAGAUGCGUGGAGAGCACAUUGGAGGAGAUGCUGGGAGAAGAUGACUCCGAGUCUGCUGUGACCAAGCUGCCCACUGAUGGUUCGAGAGUUGGCGCUGCUCUUGUUGCACCCUCGCACUCUCAGUCCGAUGCAAUGAGAUGCGUGGAGAGCACAUUGGAGGAGAUGCUGGGAGAAGAUGACUCCGAGUCUGCUGUGACCAAGCUGCCCACUGAUGGUUCGAGCAUUGGAGAUACUCUUGUUGCAGCCUCGCACUCUCAGAACAACGCAAUGGGAUGCGUCCAUAAUACAUUGGAGGAGAUGCUGGGAGAAGGCGACUCCGAGUCUGCUGUGACCAAGCUGGCCACUGAUGGUUCGAGCGUUGGCGCUGCUCUUGUUGCAGCCUCGCACUCUCAAGAUAAUGCAAUGAGAUUCGUGGAGAGCACAUUGGAGGAGAUGCUGGGAGAAGAUGACUCCGAGUCUGCUGUGACCAAGCUGGCCACUGAUGGUUCGAGAGUUGGCGCUGCUCUUGUUGCACCCUCGCACUCUCAGUCCGAUGCAAUGAGAUGCGUGGAGAGCACAUUGGAGGAGAUGCUGGGAGAAGAUGACUCCGAGUCUGCUGUGACCAAGCUGCCCACUGAUGGUUCGAGCAUUGGAGAUACUCUUGUUGCAGCCUCGCACUCUCAGAACAACGCAAUGGGAUGCGUCCAUAAUACAUUGGAGGAGAUGCUGGGAGAAGGCGACUCCGAGUCUGCUGUGACCAAGCUGGCCACUGAUGGUUCGAGCGUUGGCGCUGCUCUUGUUGCAGCCUCGCACUCUCAAGAUAAUGCAAUGAGAUUCGUGGAGAGCACAUUGGAGGAGAUGCUGGGAGAAGAUGACUCCGAGUCUGCUGCGACCAAGCUGGCCACUGAUGGUUCGAGCAUUGGAGAUGCUCCUGUCGCAGCCUCGCACUCUCAGUACAACGCAAUGAGAUGCGUGGAGAGCACAUUGGAGGAGAUGCUGGGAGAAGGCGACUCCGAGUCUGCUGUGACCAAGCUGGCCACCGAUGGUUCAAGCGUUGGCGCUGCUCUUGUUGCAGCCUCGUACUCUCAGUAUGAUGCAAUGAGAUUCGUGGAGAGCUCAUUGGAGGAGAUGCUGGGAGAAGAUGACUCCGAGUCUGCUGUGACCAAGCUGGCCACUGAUGGUUCGAGCAUUGGAGAUGAUAUUGUUGCAGCAGCCUCUCAUUCUCAGUUCAAUGCAAUGAGCUCUAGCAGUUACGAAGAAGGUUAUUGA